AUGGAUGUCAACAGGAGACUGGCAACAUUAAGAGGGGAAGAGUUUGCCGCCGGGAUACCUGCUAUCCUCCAGGCAGCGCGUGAUGCGGACUCUGUUCAAGAUGGCGAUGUUUCAGAAGACGAGUUCUUCAAUAUCAUUAGGUUGCGUGCGAUGGAGCCCCCAGUCAUAGCAUCUCUCUCAUCCAUUCUCGAGUCGUCGAUUGAGGACGGCGAUUUUGCCUCACUUGAGAUGCACCAGCUCGUUUUCUAUUCCGUCGUUUCCAAACUAUCUCUCGAGCAAUUGCAAACUUAUCGACCCGCAAUAAAAACACUGAUAGGAUUUGAUGUAUCAUCUUUCAAGUCCCGGUCUAGUCACUAUGUGCAAACUAUCCAUCUGAUCAAUAACGCAAGGCUGCUGGACCGAUUUAUAGAGAAACCACAGGAUGUCUGGGUCCCCGAAAACAAAUUCGACCAAAUUUCUUACCGGACAUUGUGGGAGCGCGUGCAUACAGCGGAUCAAAUGAGACCGUACAUGCAUGAUCUGUUCAACUGGCAAGUAGACCCAUGUCAUCCGCCUUUCAACCCUUGCCGUGAACAACUGGCGCGGUUCCCCGUGGUUUCUGCUGCUGUUGCUGCCGAGGUUAUGAGUAUGGCAGUCAACGAUAUCGAGCAUCAGCACUACUUGAUUGGUUUUGUAUCAGAAUGUGUGCCUGUUGGCAGGGCCUGGUAUCCGAUGCGUCCUCCAGUAGAACAGAUGGUACGAGCGCUCGAAAGUAAAAGCAAAGAGCAGCUUGAAAAGGACGGCGAAGAGGAUUUUCUUGACGAAGCAAAGACAUGGUUAAAAGUUCUUGAGAAGUGGGAGAUAAAUAGUCAGUUUAUAGGUGUAGCUUAG
This is a messenger RNA of Fusarium venenatum, 870 nucleotides long. RefSeq lists its product as uncharacterized. Lineage: Eukaryota; Fungi; Ascomycota; Sordariomycetes; Hypocreales; Nectriaceae. The record is from RefSeq and is a predicted model, not a curated record.